UACAUGAUUGAGGAAUACUUUGAAAAUUGAUUUCAAGCCCUGGCCUGCAGUUUGCUGGAGUUUGAAUCCCGUGAGUAACGCCGCCACGCUUCUUUUCCUCAGGGAAAAGAGUUGGAAACUUUCCUCGCGGCGCAACAAACAGGAAAAGAGUGGCAGCGUUACGCACCGAGGGAAAAUAUUCCAGCUAACACUCCGCAAACCGGGCGUUAUUUCCUCGUCCUGACUGGAUGAAGGGGGUCCAGCCCUCAUAGGCUUCCUUUCUUCCUACAUCUAUCCAUCCAUGCGCACCAAACCGAUCUUUCAGCGGGAGUUUGACGCGUGAUCUCCGGGGAGCCGUCAGCACCGCCAACUUUUACGCGCGUCCUUUCGCUAAAUGUUCAAGGAAUGGAAAGUAUUCUUGUGGAAUUAUAAGCUCGGGGUCAAACGGGACAGUAGCAGAUAAAGUUGGAAGUCUUUGAAUUCCGUGGCUUGCCUUAUAUACUGUGUCAACCUGUUCUCUGGAUCCGAGGACGCGCGCCGCCGCGGUGGAAACUCCGGGUCCAUGUGGCGCUUCUGGGUCGCGGAUCAGCGGACGGUUCGGUUUCAGAUGAUGUGGCUGCUCGUGUGCUCCUUCAUCGCGGUGUUGAGUGGUGAGAAUUACCCCACACAGGCCCAGGUGAUGUCCUCCAGAGUCAUGAGGACUUCAAACAUACGCAGCAAUGUAACAGACAGCAAUCGCCUCACAGACUUGUACCGGAAGGAAGAGGUCAUAAUGAUCAAGGGUGGAGGUCACGUCCAGAGCCCACGCUUCCCCAGCUCUUACCCACGCAACCUGCUGCUGUCAUGGAAACUACUGUCGCCACCGCACACACGCAUCCUGCUGGAGUUCGAUGCUCAGUUUGGACUGGAAGAGGCCGAGAAUGGAGUCUGCAGGUAUGAUUAUGUGGAAGUGGAGGAUAUUUCUGAAACCAGCACCAUCAUCUGGGGCCGCUGGUGUGGUCAAAGAGCUCCGUCACGGAUCACAUCCAAAACAAACCUCAUCAAAAUCACCUUCAAAUCAGACGAUUACUUCGUAGCCAAACCAGGAUUCAAGAUCUGCUAUUCACUUCUGGACAGCUCACCACUCGCCUCUCUGACCAAUUGGGAAGCAGUUACCAUAAUGUCAGAUUUGGGUGGGACUUCAGGCACGGACACGCCCCUGUCUGCGUCUGCGCUGGACAUGGAGAUCUCCAGCAUGAGCACAGUGGAGGAGCUGCUGAGACACAUGAACCCCUUCAGCUGGCAGGAGGACCUGGAGCAGAUCUACACACACACACACUACUACAGACCCCGCGCCUUCCACAGCGACCGCAAACACAAACUGGACCUGGACCGUCUGUAUGAGGAUGUGAAGCAGUACAGCUGUACUCCGCGGAAUUACUCUGUGAAUCUGCGAGAGGAGCUGAAGGCCACCAACGCCGUCUUCUUCCCUCGCUGUCUGCUGGUGCAGCGCUGCGGUGGAAACUGUGCCUGCGGGACCGACAACUGGAACUCCUGCACUUGCAGCUCCGGAAAAACCGUCAGGAAACUGCACGAGGUGCUGAAGUUUUCUCCAGGUGCCAGUUUCUACAGGAAGAAAAGCAGAGCGCGGUGGACUCUGGAGGAGAUUUACCUGCAGCAUCACGAGAGAUGUGACUGUGUGUGUCAAUCCAGACCACCACGAUAAACACACGCACACACGCACACACAUUAAAGUCCAAAGCACCAUAGUGAAUACAUACAUACACAUACCAUCACAUUAAGUACAUACACAUAGAGUCCAGACAGCUACGAUAAACACACACAUUAUAGAUAGCCACGAUUAACAACCAUUCACACACACACACACACACACACACACACACACACACACACACACACUAGAGUCCAGACCAUCACAUUAAGUACACACACAGAGUCCAGACAGCCACGAUAAACACACACACACACACAUUAUAGAUAGCCACGAUAAACACACACAAGAAUCCAGACCGCCACAAUCAAUUAUUCCAUACACACACAAUCCAGAUAGCCUUGAUACACACAUACACACACAUACAGAGAUUCUAGAUAGCCACAACAACACACAUACACACUGAUUCUAGAUAGCCAUGAUAAACACACACAAGAGUCCAGCCACUGUCACAAUGAACACACACAUACACAGUGAUUCUAGAUAGUCACGAUAAACACACACACAAGUCCAGACCGCCACAAUGAACACACAGAGUGAUUUGAGAUUGUCACAAUUAACACACACAGAGUCCAGCCACCGUCACAAUGAACACACACACACACACACACAGAGUGAUUUGACAUUGUCACAGCACACACACACACACAGAGUCCAGCCACCGUCACAAUGAACACACACACAGAGUGAUUUGACAUUGUCACAGCACACACACACACACAGAGUCCAGCCACCGUCACAAUGAACACACAUACACAGAGUGAUUUGACAUUGUCACAAUAAACACACACACACACACACAAGAGUCCAGUCAUCAUCACAAUGAACACACACAUACACAGUGAUUCUAGAUAGUCACGAUAAACACAAACACAAGUCCAGACCGCCACAAUGAACAAACAGACGCACACACACGCAAAGUGAUUCUAGAUAGCCACAAAACACACACACACAAGUCUAGACUGCAACAAUGAACACGCCAUGAUAAGCAAACACAUAUACACACACACAAAGUGAUGAACGCACAAAGAAAAGACAUACACACAUACAUUAUCCAUAUCUCCCCUCAAACAAACCUUGUACAUACACACACAUUCUGAUUUUCAGGUGCAUACACCUAAACACACACACACACCUCGGUUGUGUUUGGAUUGUCUGCUAUGUAGCGUUCUCUGUCUCUUGUUUCUUCUUCUCAUUCAGAUGAUCAGUAAAGUCACAUGAUCUCACCCACGGAAUGUAUAUGAAUAUUAAUGAGGCGUUUGCUCUCUGAGACCAAUCAGAAGCCAGAGUGGGCGGUUCCUCUGCUCCAGUCCAGUGUUAUUUAUUAAAUGAACUGUCUUUGUGUUUUUAUACGUGUGAUGGAGCUGCUGUAUGCUUUCUCUUUCUGCUCUGUUCAAGUGAGUAGCGUUAAACACACACACACACACACACACACACACACACACACACACACACACACACACACACACGCGAAGCACUUCUGUUUCCAUUUUUAUAGGAACGUCUGGUUUUAGGACUGAUAUUUCUUCACACUUUACCAGUUUGUUUCUGUCCGAGUACAAAUAUUCUGAUGACGUAUAAAAGUAUUGGACAUAAUAAUGCUUUACUAAAAACAAACUUCUAAUUAUGAA
This is a messenger RNA of Danio aesculapii, 3321 nucleotides long. RefSeq names its product platelet derived growth factor d (gene pdgfd). Gene Ontology annotation, cellular component: membrane. The coding region runs from base 542 to 1684 and encodes 380 amino acids. Lineage: Eukaryota; Metazoa; Chordata; Actinopteri; Cypriniformes; Danionidae. The record is from RefSeq and is a predicted model, not a curated record. Gene Ontology annotation, molecular function: platelet-derived growth factor receptor binding; growth factor activity. Gene Ontology annotation, biological process: positive regulation of protein autophosphorylation; positive regulation of phosphatidylinositol 3-kinase/protein kinase B signal transduction; platelet-derived growth factor receptor signaling pathway. The transcript has 7 exons.